Molecule: messenger RNA, 1593 nt
Organism: Acipenser ruthenus (sterlet)
Lineage: Eukaryota; Metazoa; Chordata; Actinopteri; Acipenseriformes; Acipenseridae
Product: peptidyl-tRNA hydrolase 2, mitochondrial-like
Exons: 2
Coding region: 148-666 (172 amino acids)
Biological process (GO): negative regulation of anoikis; positive regulation of anoikis
Cellular component (GO): mitochondrion; cytosol
Molecular function (GO): peptidyl-tRNA hydrolase activity
Source: RefSeq, a predicted model, not a curated record
UUAAAAUUGUUAAAAUUGUGCCGUUUCGUAAGUAUAAAAAAAUAACCAUUAUAGGGUUGGAAAGUAAAACGUCAUCCGAACGCGACUUCAAGGGAUUUGUCUCAGCGUGAUCAACCGGUUGCUGAGUUGCCUACAGGGAUUCAAUACAUGGAUUCACUUUCCAGUCCAGUAGUUCUUGGUCUUCUAACUGGAGUGGGCUGCAGUCUUUGCUUGGGAUGGCUGCUCCGUGGUCGGUUUGACAAAUCCCGCAAAGGCGUACUCCCUUCCAUGGAAAACGGGACAGGGAGUGAAACGAGCAUCAUGGGCGAGUCUGGCGAGUUCAAAAUGAUCCUGGUGGUGCGCAACGAUUUGAAGAUGGGAAAGGGCAAAGUAGCAGCACAGUGCUCCCAUGCUGCUGUGUCUGCAUACAAACAGGUGCAAAGAAGAAACCCAGAACUGCUUAAGCAGUGGGAGUAUUGCGGUCAACCAAAGGUGGUGGUCAAGGUACCGGAUGAAGACAGCUUGAUUGAGAUUUUGGCCAGUGCUAAGGAGCUGGGCCUGCCUGUUAGUUUAAUACAGGACGCUGGGCGCACACAGAUAGCACCUGGUUCUCGUACAGUGUUGGGUGUGGGGCCCGGUCCGGCUGAUCUUGUGGACAAAGUAACUGGACAUCUGAAACUUUACUAAGUUUGCAGUGCUAGUGAAAAAUACAUUGUAUUCUGUUUUUUUUAUUUUUUAUUGCUCAGGACUUUUUUUUUAAAUGUUUUUCUUUAUUAUUAAAUCAGUUGUCAUUUUUUGUUUCUUUAUUGAUAUUUCACUGGUUUGGCUUUUUUCCUGGUGGAAAUAUUUGUGAAUUCUAUCAGUCACAACUUUGCAAGUAUAUUUUGCUGCAAUGCUAUUAAAAGUGUGAAUUUCACCCAGAAAUUGUAGUGUUUCAUUUAAUCAACACUGUAGGGAUGGGGCUGUGAGAUAUUUGUUCAGUACAUAACUAAGGUUUAUGAAGAGACUGAAAGGGGGUUAAACCCAACUGUGCCUUGUUUAGCUUGGAAUUGACAUGAUCAUUUUAAUUACAUUAAUUCCAACAAUGUUCCAAAAAAAAAUACUGUACCAUCAGCAUUUUUUAUUAGAAAAGAAUGAAGCAAUUUAACUUCACACUUCCGAGGAGGGCAAAAGUACAGGAUUUCUCCUUAUCCUGUAUAAUUAUAACAAUCGGAAGGUAGGACUUUGGAGCUGGACUACUAUAAAGUGUCCCUAAGGGGGCGAUAUAUCCCUGCUGAGCAACUGUUUUCUCUAUGGUUGGUUGGUUUGUAAUCAAGGAUUUGAUACCAAAAGGUGAAAUCUUUCCAUAGUUUAUUCAUAGUUUAAUACGUAUAGUAUUUUAAGACGCCACCAACUAGGUGUGGAAUCCAUUGUUACAGGUGGUGAUUAUUUAAGCCACUCAUGCUUUCUUUCAAAGGGUUAACAACCCCACAAAAAGAAUGCUUAUAAACCUUUAAAAACAGAAAAACCUGUUUACCCAGUGUUCUUUGUUCCUCAAAAAUACUAAACAUGCUCUAUGUUAAUAUGACUUCUUGGAUGCAAAAAUGUUUUCUGAAUAAAAUUCAUUCAACCCUA